Messenger RNA from Macadamia integrifolia, 1439 nucleotides. Its product is annotated as psbP domain-containing protein 1, chloroplastic-like. NCBI's taxonomy places the organism in Eukaryota, Viridiplantae, Streptophyta, Magnoliopsida, Proteales, Proteaceae. The record is from RefSeq and is a predicted model, not a curated record. The coding region runs from base 120 to 1142 and encodes 340 amino acids. Gene Ontology annotation, molecular function: calcium ion binding. Gene Ontology annotation, cellular component: photosystem II oxygen evolving complex; photosystem II; extrinsic component of membrane. The transcript is spliced from 3 exons. Gene Ontology annotation, biological process: photosynthesis.
UAUCCAAUUUCCAAAUUCUGCGGCCAUGGAAGCUCCACCCGUUUUCACCGAAUUCUCUCUCUCUUCGAGGAAAUACAUCGCAGUUACUGUUACCUUUCCCACCUUAUCGAAUUUUUUCCAUGGCUACGAUGUUCUCCAAAACCACUCUGGGAGUCCUUUCCUCUUCACCACAUUGUCAUCAGAAGCCACCUCUGCCUCACUGCCUUAUCUUGGCCGGCAAAUGCUCUUUCACCUAUUCCCCCUUUAGCCCUUUUUGGACCCAGAGAAAUUCUAGGAAUCUUGUCUGCAGAGCUAAUGAAACUUCGAUGGCAGAAAAAUCUUCGGCUUCCAGUGACAGUGGUGACCAUGGGAGUAAAUGGGUUUCAUUACUGAAUGAGGAAAGGAUUCAACUAUUAUUUUGUAAGGAUGAGGAUUUGGCAAUUGAUAACCAAUCGCACGCAGAGGGAUCUUGCCGUGAAGGGUUUCUCGAUGCUAACCUGGGCAAGACUAAAGACGUUACAGUUUCGAGGAGGAAAGCUAUGGCUUUGAUGUUUUCUGGUGUUAUCUCAUUGCAACUGGGCUCUCACAAUAUCACAUUAGCUCAGCCUUCUGUUGGAUUCAGGGAACAUGUGGAUACCUUUGAUGGUUAUACAUUCUUUUACCCUCAGAACUGGAUUCAAGUCAGGGGUGCAGGUGCAGAUAUAUUCUUCAGGGACCCUUUUGUUCUUGACGAGAAUCUCUCUGUGGAACUAUCUUCUCCUUCAUCCUCCAGGUACAAAAGUGUUGAAGAUUUAGGUCCUCCACAAAUAGCCGCUGAGAAAGUACUUAAGCAGUAUUUGACCGAGUUGAUGUCCACUAGACUUGGUGUCCGCCGUGAAUCAAACGUGCUUUCUACAUCCUCAAGAGUUGCAGAUGAUGGGAAGAUGUACUAUGAAGUUGAGGUAAACAUUAAGUCAUAUGCAAACAAUAAUGAGUUAGCUGUUAUGCCACAAGACAGAGUUGCACGCCUUGAGUGGGAUCGGCGUUAUCUUUCAGUACUUGGAGUUGGAAACAACCGAUUAUAUGAACUGAGAUUGCAGACACCUGAAAAUGUUUUUCAAGAGGAGGAAAAUGACCUGCGUCGAGUUAUGGAUUCCUUUAGAGUUAUUAAAUCAGUGGACUGAUCGUCUAUGUAGGACGUAUAUGGAGAGUUUUGUAAUUGUGGCAUUUUCUUUCUUUCUGAUUUUUUUUUGGGGGGGCGGGGGGCGGGGGGUGUGGUUUUCGGAAAUGUCAUUGAGAUAGGUCACCAAAUGUGAUAUCGAGCCUUUGUAUCUGGUGAUUCCUCUUCUAUCCAGUUGUUGGAAUGACCAAAUGAACCGUCCACAUUGGCAAAAAUUGGCCUUGUAAUAUGAACCUUGAUAGUUGGCCCUUUUCCCUAAUCAUGUAUGAGAUAUGAUACACAGGAACAGUUUUCUUCGAUA